AUGUCAACUAUUGGUGAAACAAUAUUUGAUCGUUCAUCAGAUAAUCAUGAUGAAGUAUGGGAUGAUACUGAAUUAAUUCGUGCUUAUGAUCGUGCUCAUCGACAGAUUCAAAAUCGUCUUCGUAAUAAUCCAAAAACAAAAAAAGAUUCUUCAAAAAAUAAAAAUUCUCCAUCAAAUUAUAAACAAAAAUCUAAAAAAGAAGAUGUAACAUCACAUUCAAAAGAAUCAUAUCCGAUUCCAAUACCAUUAAAUAUGAUAACUCCACCAAAAAAUGAACAAGAUGCUUAUCAAUCUAUGUUAAUGUCAUGGUAUAUGGCUGGUUAUCAUGCUGGACAACAUGCUGCUAAAAAUUGGAAAAAAGACAAUUAA
Messenger RNA from Adineta steineri, 369 nucleotides. Lineage: Eukaryota; Metazoa; Rotifera; Eurotatoria; Adinetida; Adinetidae. The record is from the annotation of a GenBank genome assembly.